This is a messenger RNA of Kogia breviceps (pygmy sperm whale), 1419 nucleotides long. It is a transcript of the gene CALM2, whose product is annotated as calmodulin 2. The record is from RefSeq and is a predicted model, not a curated record. Lineage: Eukaryota; Metazoa; Chordata; Mammalia; Artiodactyla; Physeteridae. Gene Ontology annotation, molecular function: calcium ion binding; enzyme regulator activity.
GCUCUUCCGCGCCGCAAAGUAGCGCCUCUCAGGCGCGACUCCACCGGCCCUUCAACGGCUCGCUGGGAAGCGAAACCCACUUACGCCAUCCGUUCGCCCCCCUCACUUUAUCUCUUGUAUCGUCGACCACACAACUGUGGACAAAGGGGUCUCGAGAGGAGUUGGAGUGGAGGGGUUGGCCGGGACUCGUUUGUGAUGUUCCGUUAUCUGGCGUGCGGCGGAGGGAUCUGGCGGAGGGAGGUGUUUAUGAGGCGCUGGGGGCGGAGGAGGAGAAUUAGUCCGAGUGGAGCGAGCGAGCUGAGUGGUUGUGUAGUCGAGUCCCGGAGACCGGUAGCGCUUGCAGCAUGGCUGACCAGCUGACUGAAGAGCAGAUUGCAGAAUUCAAAGAAGCUUUUUCACUAUUUGACAAGGAUGGUGAUGGAACUAUAACAACAAAGGAGUUGGGAACUGUAAUGAGGUCUCUUGGGCAGAAUCCCACAGAAGCAGAGUUACAGGACAUGAUUAAUGAGGUGGAUGCUGAUGGUAAUGGCACAAUUGACUUCCCGGAAUUUCUGACAAUGAUGGCAAGAAAAAUGAAAGACACAGACAGUGAAGAAGAAAUUAGAGAAGCAUUCCGUGUGUUUGAUAAGGAUGGUAAUGGCUAUAUUAGUGCAGCAGAGCUUCGCCAUGUGAUGACAAACCUUGGAGAGAAGUUAACAGAUGAAGAGGUUGAUGAAAUGAUCAGGGAAGCAGAUAUUGAUGGUGAUGGUCAAGUAAACUAUGAAGAGUUUGUACAAAUGAUGACAGCAAAGUGAAGACAUUGUACAGAAUGUGUUAAAUUUCUUGUACAAAAUUGUUUAUUUGCCUUUUCUUUGUUUGUAACUUAUCUGUAAAAGGUUUCCCCCUAUUGUCAAAAAAAAUAUGCAUGUAUAGUAAUUAGGACUUCAUUCCUCCAUGUUUUCUUCCCUUAUCUUACUGUCAUUGUCCUGAAACCUUAUUUUAGAAAAAUUGAUCAAGUAACAUGUUGCAUGUGGCUUACUCUGGAUAUAUCUAAUAAGCCCUUCUGCACAUCUAAACUUAGAUGGAGUUGGUCAAAUGAGGGAACAUCUGGGUUAUGCCUUUUUUUUUUUAAGUAGUUUUCUUUAGGAACUGUCAGCAUGUUGUUGUUGAAGUGUGGAGUUGUAACUCUGCGUGGACUAUGGACAGUCAACAAUAUGUACUUAAAAGUUGCACUAUUGCAAAACGGGUGUUUUAUCCAGGUACUCGUACACUAUUUUUUUGUACUGCUGGUCCUGUACCAGAAACAUUUUCUUUUAUUGUUACUUGCUUUUUAAACUUUGUUUUAGCCACUUAAAGAAAAUCUGCUUAUGGCACAAUUUGCCUCAAAUCCAUUCCAAGUUGUAUAUUUGUUUUCCAAUAAAAAAAUUACAAUUUACCCAA